Penicillium argentinense is the source of this 438-nucleotide messenger RNA. RefSeq lists its product as uncharacterized. The record is from RefSeq and is a predicted model, not a curated record. Bases 1 to 438 code for a protein of 145 amino acids. The transcript has a single exon. NCBI's taxonomy places the organism in Eukaryota, Fungi, Ascomycota, Eurotiomycetes, Eurotiales, Aspergillaceae.
AUGUGUAUUGCCAAUGCCGCUACAUUUCCCUUGACCAGGAAGGGGACCCGUCUAGCGAAACUAGCGCGAGCAUUUAUCCUGAACGGAGUCACGAUCCUGCAAAGAGUCAUUUCGAACCAGCCUCAACACUAUUCACAUGACCAUUUCUACUUUGGGCUCAUCAGCGAGGCAAUUGAAGCUUUGCGAAUGUUACGAUCGUUGCUGAUACAGCGGACGCAAAUUCAGGGUGGUAACGAGAAAAUGCUCGAGCAAAGGAUCAGACACAGUGCGCCCGACAAUUUCAACGACUCAACCUGGAAUACCAACGCAUUGGAUAUUCUGAAUUACGUGACUGCAACUGAUUGGAUGUACGAAGUCCCGGAGCCGUUCAUAGGGUUCCUGGACGUUGAUGAGCUGGAUGUCGGCCAACUGCCGAGGUCUCCACUGGGGCCGGGAUAA